UCAUGUUUACAGUCAGGCGCCCCACCAGUCUGCCACAGCACCCGGCCCCUGCGACCACGCAACGGCAGCGACGCAUCAGUCAAGCGGAGGCCCUUCAUGACAGGGCAGAAAGAAACCAAACGCAGGGAGGGACCGAACGUAGCGGACAUGGACCAGGACCGAGAACCUUUAGACCCAGUCUCCAGGAGCGACGGCGUCGUCGUGGUCCCAGUGGAGAACGGACGGGAGGCAAAUAACGUGCCAGGAUCGCCCAACGGUUGUUACGGUCGCUGCAUGCCGCGUUUCUGUGCGAUUUUCGCCUUCGCUGUCACAUUCUUCGUCGUGAAAUUCAUAAUUCGCGUAAUUAUAAACCUUGGCCGUUCGAUGCAAGAGCACCAACAGACGCUUCACUUACCCGACGUAGGGGUCCCCGUGAUCAAACCUCCAGAGAGAGAUCAGCUUCUAUUGGACAUAUUGCGGAAGCGAAAUUGGGCUGUUAACCCAUGAGGUUAGAAAAUUCUUCUAAACGUGCACACGAUUUCCUAUAUGUCAUCUUUUAUGGUACGAAACCACAAAAGAACGAGUCACAUUCGGAAAUAUUGAUGACUUAUGUAACGAAAGUUUUUUUUUGAAUAAAUUGUAAUUUAUGCAUUUUAUGAGUGUCGAUACAUAGCAAUAAACAAACUAUUAGUAACCAA
This is a messenger RNA of Thrips palmi, 677 nucleotides long. RefSeq lists its product as uncharacterized. The coding region runs from base 97 to 486 and encodes 129 amino acids. The record is from RefSeq and is a predicted model, not a curated record. The transcript has 2 exons. NCBI's taxonomy places the organism in Eukaryota, Metazoa, Arthropoda, Insecta, Thysanoptera, Thripidae.